AUGUCUAAGGACGCCCCUGCCCCCAAGUAUUAUGAAGAGAGUGUGAUAGCCUCUGCUGAUGAUCCAGGAUCGCUGAUUGCUGGAGUCAUGCCAUUGCGGCCCAACAAGCCCAUUCCAGGAACUUCUGCGAGGGUGAAGCCCACCCCAGCGGCUUCGAACAACCACUUCUCCCCAAACAACAAUACCAAUGAUUUUCCAGCCUCCAUUGCCGCCGGUGGAGGUAUGAAUGAACCUUCGAAUUUGGCCAUGAGCGAUCACGAUAGGCAACCAAGUCUGAAAAAGCCACCGCCGAGCUACCCACCGCCUUCUUCUCCCACCAGCAACCGUCGUGCACCGACCAAUCUGACAGAGGAAAACGAUCGACGAGCCAAACAAAGUGCAGUCCGUCGUUCUUCCAAGAUGACUCCCGAUACGUUUCAUUCACCCCCGUCGGAUCCAUUUAAUGCACCCUCUUCACCCGGCGGCAACCGCAAACCAUUUCCCAACGAAAAAUUCGGACACGCAGACAAUAAUAAUCACCACCACAACACCAGCGAAGAAUUCCGAGUGCGACCUGCUGGAUUACGAGCCAGUGACAACAAGAAGAAACCACCGCCGGGAGGACCGGCAUUGGCGCCCGGUGCCGUGGCGGUUACCCAACAACAACAACAACAAUGGAACAGUGAUGAUAUCAGUGGGGCGCCGGCUCCGGCCAUGCCCACCAUGGACGAAUCGGCCCACGAACGAGCGCAAGGAGAUGUCUUGCGGAGUUUACCACAAUUCGAAAGCAACAACAGCAACAACAGCAGUGGACGACGACCCCUUGACACGGUGCAACCCAAGUCGUAUCAGAGCAUUAGCACGAUUACACCGGAACCACAACAACGAGUCUUGCCGCAAAUUAUCGAUCGCACGGCCGAACCCAGCGUUAUUGGCGGCGAUCCCGACGAAGAAUGGGGACAAGCGGCGCCUGCUCCGGUAGUACCUCCACAACAACAUCCCCAUAAUCCCAAUAUCGAUUCGGUGGAUCGUCUGCAACGCGAGGGUGAUCCCUGGAGCAGCGAUGUCGAUCCGGAUAAUAACAACAAUUCAAAACAGGCUGGAAGGGCCCGUACGGACCGACGGUAUUACAUCUUGUCGGCUGUGUUUUGUUUGCUCAUUGCCGGAGGCAUUGCCGCCGUUGUCAUUGUCGUGGUCAUGGGAAAAUCGUCGGACGACCCAGCACCGGCACCCGUCGUGGAAACCACAGCUGCCCCGGUGCCUACACCCGAAACGGCAGGUAUGGAUUUUGGUGGCGGUGCCGAUACUACCGGAACCGAUAUGGAUCAAGUGGCGGGAGUGGAUGCUACCAUGGUGCCUACGGAAAUGGGCACGGAAGAAGCAACGACUAUUACGGAUGAAGAUGAAGUGGAGGAAUUAAUGACGACGACCGCCUCUCCCACUUCCAGCGCUAUUAUUACGACGGCACCUGUCGGUGUCUGUACCCCAACAAUUGGCAAUACCGAUGAAGCGUGCUUCCCGCUGUUGCAGUCCAUCGAUGUAGUCUGCGAUUGCUACCAGUUUUGCGAUGGCCUGGUUGUAGGCUGUAUCGGGUUUGAUGAACAAACUUCCUUUAGUUGUGCUGGAGCGAUUGUGGCUGGGUGUACUAUUGAUCAAAACGGUACCAGUCCUGUCACAGCUGCUGGAGGAGUGACGGCGGAACCCACUUUGCCUCCAACGGUGGCUGCCACGUUCGCCUUGACUACGACUAGGCCAAUGCCACAAACAGAUGCGCCUACACCAGGGCUGACCCCACAAACAGAUGCGCCUACGCUGGGGCAGACUCCGCAAACAGCAGCGCCGACGUCAAGGCCCAUCCCACAAACGGUAGCGCCGACGUCGCCUCCUCAACCAGCGCCAGUGGCAAUGACACUUGAACCAACCUUGGGAACUGCUUCGCCCACAGUUCAGACAGCAUCACCCACAGUAACGGCGACAACUGCGGCUCCCACAGUGUCACCUACAAUCAGUACAGCAUCACCGACGGCUCGUCCUACCGCCGAACCUACACUCGAUAUUACCGUUGCGGGAACGACAAUGCCCCCCUCUUCGGAUCCAUUCAUUUCCAUUCCGGUGGGAGGAGGAACCACCAUUGGGCUGCCGUUUCCACCCACAAUCCCUCCUGGAACAACUCCCAUUCCGACGUCGGGUUCUGGUUCGACACCAGGGGGGUUGGGCAUUCCGCUGUCGACACCGCAACCCACAGCCGGCGGCACCACCUCUCAAGGGACGUUGGUGAUUCCUGUUGCCACCCCUUAGUCGAAAUGUUGCAGGUGGUGUUGUGUUGGGACUCUCUUUGUGGUUUCUGUUUUCUGGCUAGCUUCCUUGCUAGUAUUUACCAAAGAGUAUUAUGUUAGUAGUGGAUCGAUUGUGUCGUGUACUGUACUGUACCGUACUCCAUUGGUGUACAUGUACGCUGUAGUCUAAAAUAACUUUAGGAACUAGCUAGUGGCUGGCUUGCCCCAAGCGGCUCCAUGUUUCAGAUUUGCCUCCAAAAACGAUCAGGAAGGCAGUACAGUACAUACAUACGUACAUGUAUGUUAUCCGGAUAGAUACCGGUAGACGUGAUCAUGCAUGUACAUGUACUUGUACCUGUAUGCCUGUAUGCAUAACUCCGUCUUGGCUAAACAUGCAUCUGACUGACCCCAGGGGCUCCAAGGGACUGCUGCAAAGCCCGUUCCUCACAACUCCGCAUGUUUAAAAAAAACAGCGUACAAUCUUACAUCGAUCAUGCAUCUGUAGAAACUGUGAUACCGUACACGGUACGUAGCGGCACAAGGUACCAGUACCGGUCAGACUUGCAUCGCGGAUAUACACAGAAGAUUUCACAGAUGUGAGCCAACCACUGCCUGUUUAGUAGGAACCGAAGCGGGCGGCGGUAUCAGUAUCACAGCCAGUAUCCAACCACCCAACACGGUAGCACAGAUUGCCGAGCAACGGGCUACCAAAGUAGUAUUCGUUGUCGCAGAUAGACGCGGUAGGAUCUAACCGGGCCCGGGUUGACUAUGCCGAUGCGGA
Messenger RNA from Seminavis robusta, 3036 nucleotides. The record is from the annotation of a GenBank genome assembly. NCBI's taxonomy places the organism in Eukaryota, Bacillariophyta, Bacillariophyceae, Naviculales, Naviculaceae.